Molecule: messenger RNA, 1079 nt
Organism: Helianthus annuus (common sunflower)
Lineage: Eukaryota; Viridiplantae; Streptophyta; Magnoliopsida; Asterales; Asteraceae
Exons: 10
Coding region: 87-893 (268 amino acids)
Biological process (GO): SNARE complex assembly
Cellular component (GO): lytic vacuole; endosome
Molecular function (GO): SNARE binding
Source: RefSeq, a predicted model, not a curated record
UGGAGUAUAAAAAACUGAAUUUUGAAAUCAUUUGGACUAGAACAAAGAGUGCUGGUUCUCCACAAGCAGAGAGAUAAGAUCAAGAUAUGGGGGAUCUCUAUGCAUUGGACUUCGAUGGAGUUCUUUGCGAUAGCGUCGGAGAAACCGCCAUCUCCUGUGUUAAGGCAGCCAAACUGAGAUGGCCCGAAUUGUUUGCUACCGUCGAUUCAUCACUGGAAGAUUGGUUUGUUGAUCAAAUGCGAAUAUUGCGGCCGGUUGUGGAAACUGGAUAUGAGACCCUGCUGAUUGUGAGAUUGCUUCUAGAGAUUAAGAACCCUUCAUUGCGAACUUCUUCGGUGGCAAAUGGGCUCACAGUUGAAGGAAUAUUGGAGAACUGGUUUGAUAUUUUACCAGUUGUAAUGAAAGAAUGGAGUGAAAACAAAGAGGAACUUAUAGAUCUCUUUGAUGUAGUUAGGGAUGAAUGGGUGGAAAAUAAUGUGGAUGCAUGGUUGGGAGCAAACAGGUUUUUUCCAGGUGUUCCCGAUGCAUUAAAGUUUUCGAGUUCACAACUCUACAUAGUUACCACAAAACGUGGUCGUUUUGCUGAUUUGUUACUGCGAGAACUUGCUGGAGUUACCAUACCACCCGAAAGACUAUACGCACUUGGAUCUGGUCCCAAAGUAGAAACACUGAAGAUGCUUCAAAAGCGACCAGAACACCAAGGCCUCACCCUACACUUCGUGGAAGACCGACUAGCAACACUGAAAAACGUCAUCAAAGAUCCCGAGCUAAACGGGUGGAACUUGUAUCUAGUUGAUUGGGGUUACAACACUCAGAAAGAUAGGGAGGAAGCUGCAAAUCAUUCCAGAAUUAAUCUGCUUCAGCUUUCUGAUUUCACCACUAAGUUAAAAUGAAGUAAAGAGUGCUUGUUCUUGAAGUGGUGGAAUGAAGAGCGGACGAAAGUUGGCUUGAAAGUUCGUUAUAUAUAAUUUAAGAAGAUGUUAUGUAAAACUACAUUUAAUUAUCUGUUUUAAUAAAUAUCUUAUGUAUCGACUAUUUAAACAAUAUUUAUUUAUUUAUUUAAUGUGUAAUUUGAUUAA